GUCGGUGACGUUUAUCGCGGAAGUAAACAUAAAGAGGGGCAGAAAGGAUUUAAACUGCGUCACAAAGUUUCAGAGCCACUAAAGUUCUUGUUUCCAGUGUGUUCGGCUGUGAGUCUUCAGGUUGACACGAUGGCUGUGACGGUGAAAGCUUACCUGUUAGGUAAAGACGAGGCGGUGAAAGAAGUGCGCAGGUUCACCGUGGAUCAAGGUGUAUCCUCGAGCUUCGACUACCUGAGCAGCAAGACGGCUGAUGUGUUUACCUGCCUGAAAAACAACGGGUUCAACAUGUACUACAGAGAUGAAGAUGGAGACCUGGUGGCGUUUUCCUCCGAUGAUGAACUGAUGAUGGGUCUGGCCUGUAUGAAGGAUGCCACCUUCCGCCUCUUCAUCAAAGAGAAAAAGGAGCACCGGAGGGACUUUCCUCUACAUGCCUUUCCUCCUUUUGCCUUUGGCCAUCCUCCUCCUCCUCCUCCUCCUGGAGCUCAUCAGGCCCCACCGCCUCAUAUGGCCCCGCCUCCAGCCAUGCACCCUGACGUCACCUGUGACGGCUGUGAAGGUCCCGUGGUCGGAACUCGCUUCAAGUGUUCCGUUUGUCCUAACUACGACCUGUGCUCCGCCUGCCAGGCUCGUGGGACCCACACCGAGCACGCUCUGCUGCCGAUCUGGCACCCCAUGCAGUGGUUUCCUCGGGGUCGUUGGAUGAAGAAGAUGAGACACUGCAUGUGGAACCAAAACCUGAACGUGAACCCUCCCCAGAACCAGAACAAGAACCAGGACCAGGACCAGUCCUCCAGCCCACCAGGAUCCUCCAGACCUGCUGCUGAGGGCAACGCAGCCUCUGCAUCUCAGGCAAGCAUGGACUUCCUGAAGAACAUCGGUGAGGGUGUGGCUGCGAUGUUGAGCCCCUUGGGUAUCGAUGUGGAUAUCGACGUGGAGCACGAAGGCCAGAGGACCAAAGUUACUUCACCCCUCCAGACCGGAGAGGCCGAGAAAGACGUCGAGAAAGACGUCGAGAUGAGCGAUGGCCACAGUUACCUGCUCUUUCUCUCUGUGCAGGUGAGCAAAGACUCUGAUGAGGAGUGGACUCACCUGAGUUCCCGGGAGGUCGAUCCGUCUACAGGAGAGCUCCAGUCCCUGCAGAACCAGGAACAGAACAAGGACCCUGGGACACCGUCAGGUCCAACAGGUCUGAGGGAGGCGGCUCUGUACCCUCACCUGCCUCAAGAAGCGGACCCCCGUCUGGUUGAGUCUCUUGCUCUCAUGCUGUCGAUGGGUUUCACCGACGAAGGCGGCUGGCUGACACGUCUCCUUCAGGCCAAAAACUUCGACAUCGGCGCUGCACUCGACGCAAUCCAAUACGCCAAACAACCCCGUCCACAGCAGCCUUGAUGUCAUCAUGAUGUCACUACUGACAUUAUUACUCAACCUUGAUUUCUUGCUCAGUCAGAUAUUUAUUUAAUCUGACUUCAUAAUCAAUCAUUUAUUACUGUUGUUAAUCAGUUCUCUCUAACUAAUCAGUAUGUUUCCUUGAUUACUGUUUCUACUUCUUAUUUUUGUCAAAAUGUUUGUUCUGCUGAACCAUUAAAACAUCAACAAACUGAAAUGUGAUCUCUUCAAUAUAUCUGUUCAUGUAAAAACAGAACAAUAAACAGCUCAAUAAUAA
Molecule: messenger RNA, 1663 nt
Organism: Labrus bergylta (ballan wrasse)
Lineage: Eukaryota; Metazoa; Chordata; Actinopteri; Labriformes; Labridae
Source: RefSeq, a predicted model, not a curated record